Cyphellophora europaea CBS 101466 is the source of this 945-nucleotide messenger RNA. RefSeq lists its product as uncharacterized. Gene Ontology annotation, molecular function: zinc ion binding. Bases 1 to 945 code for a protein of 314 amino acids. The record is from RefSeq and is a predicted model, not a curated record. The transcript has a single exon. Lineage: Eukaryota; Fungi; Ascomycota; Eurotiomycetes; Chaetothyriales; Cyphellophoraceae. Gene Ontology annotation, cellular component: cytoplasm.
AUGGCUUCCGACUCCCCCAAACCGGACGAGUCCUUCACCAUGUUAGCCACUUCCGAUGUCGAAGCCAUAGGCGCCCACUGCCAGAUGCCAUACUGCCACCAACUCGACUUCCUACCUUUCCGCUGCGAAUCAUGUCACUCGACCUACUGCUUGGACCACCGGUCCGAAACCGCUCACCACUGCCCCAAAGCCGGCGAGUGGGCCCGCAACCGCCGCCUCCAGACCAUCGGCCAGUCAACGGGCACGACAUCAGCAAAGCCGACACUAGCGACCGGCACACAAUGCUAUGAAACAAAAUGCAAGACUUUCGUGAACACGACGCAAAGCGUGGGCGUGCGGUGCGACAAGUGCAACAGGACGUACUGCCUGAAGCACCGGAUGCCCGAGGACCACGACUGCAAGAACGUGAUACCAUUGGGGGCUCGGGUGAGCAAGGACGGGACGGUGGAGAAGACCAACAAGGAGAAGAUUCGCCUCGGGUUCGGCAAGCUGCGAACCUGGGGCAAGAGCCAGCAGGCCGACAUGGAGAAGCGCAUGGCGGAGCUGAAGCCCAAGCCCAAGCCGUCGAGCGCCGCCGCGAGGAUGGCGGAGCUGAAUAAGCUGAAGCGCGAGGCGAAAGGUGACGACAGGAUCACGGCGGCCAAGCGCGUCUACCUGCAUGUCGAGGCGGAGAAGGAGACGACCCGCGCGAGGAUGCCGCAGAUGGGUCUGUGGUUCAGCGAGGACUGGAGCGUGGGCAAGGUGCUCGACGACGCGGCCAAGCGGCUGCAGGUGCACAACAUCAACAACCAGGCGGGCAACGAGGAGGAUCGGCUGCGGGUGUUCCAUGUCGAGGGCGGUCGGGUAUUGGAGUUCAACGAGAAGCUGGGCAAGGCCGCGCAAAGCGGCAAUACGAUUGUGCUGUUGCGCGGUAUUGGUCCUUCGGCACCAUCGGUGCGGACCUGA